Pantherophis guttatus is the source of this 2975-nucleotide messenger RNA. The record is from RefSeq and is a predicted model, not a curated record. NCBI's taxonomy places the organism in Eukaryota, Metazoa, Chordata, Lepidosauria, Squamata, Colubridae.
ACGCGGCCUAGUGGGUGCCCCCGAGCCUUGGCUCCCCGAACCGGAGGUCGUUUUUGUUCCUUCAGACCCCGUUUUUUCGGCUAAGGAAGUCUCGAGCCGGGGACCCUUCUUCGGUCCAGCCUGGUGGGAAGUUCGUUGUGACUUCGCUGGAAAUUCAUUGCAGGCAGCUUGCUCUGAAGCUCUUUCGCACAGCAAAUCCUUGAGAUUGCGGAAUUGGAUGAGGAUGCUUUUCUAAAGACCGUAAAAUCCACAGGAUAAUUGGAGUCGGGAGGUGCGUUGGGCAGAAUUCCAGCUCUUCCCAUCAACUCCUUUCCGAGGCUGGAGGGAAGGCGACGGAAGACCUCCUUCGGGAUGUGAGAGAGACCCCCCACCUUUCUCCGAUUGCCCUGCAGGAUUGUGACCAUGCCUCCUGGGAAGAUGGGGGAGAAAGAGACUUUGGUCCUGCAGUGUGAAUGGGAAAUCUGCAGCUUUGUGGCCUCGAAGAUGGAAGACUUUUGCGAACACGUCUCGCAGCACCUGCAGCAGCAUCUCCAGAGCAAGGAGGAGGACAAUGAAAUGGAUUCUCUUGAAGAAUACGCUUGCCUCUGGCAGGAAUGUGGCUUUUGUUCCCCCGAGAGUUCUGCGGAGCUCGUCCGCCAUGUUUACUUCCACUGUUACCACACCAAGCUGAAGCAGUGGGGCCUCCACGUCUUACAGAGCCAGUCUGACUUGACUCCCUGCCAGCUGGACUUCCAGAGCCGGAACAUUAUCCCUGAGAUCCAAGAGAACUUCCUCUGUCUUUGGGAAUACUGUGAGCGAGCCUUUGAUAACCCUGAAUGGUUCUACAGGCACGUGGAAGACCACAGUUUCUGCGCAGAGUACAAGGCAAUUGGAAAAGAGAUCCAAAUGGUCUUCUGUGGGUGGAAAGAGUGUGACUGCACCUUCAAAGGCCGAUGUAAGUUGCGGGAACAUCUGCGCAGCCACACCCAGGAGAAGGUUGUAGCAUGUCCCACUUGUGGUGGCAUGUUCUCCAACAACACCAAGUUCUUCGAUCACAUCCGCCGACAAACAGCUUUAGAACAACAGCGAUUCCAAUGUUCUCACUGCUCCAAAAGGUUUGCCACAGAGAGAUUGUUGAGGGAUCAUAUGAGAAAUCACGUCAACCACUACAAGUGCCCCCUCUGUGACAUGACCUGUCCUCUACCCUCCUCACUACGCAACCACAUCCGCUUCAGGCACAGCGAGGAGCGGCCUUACAAGUGCAACUAUUGUGACCACAGCUGUAAGAAUCUGAUCGAUCUACGGAAGCACUUGGACACCCACAGCAAAGAGCCAGCCUACCGCUGUGAGUUUGAAGCCUGCGACUUCAGCGCCCGGUCCCUCUGCUCCAUCAAACUGCACUACAAAAAGGUUCAUGAGGGCGAUUCAGAGCCCAGGUAUAAGUGCCACGUCUGUGACAAAUGCUUCACGCGUGGGAACAACCUGACGGUCCACCUCAGGAAGAAGCACCAGUUCAAGUGGCCGUCAGGUCAUCCUCGUUUCAGGUACAAAGAACACGAGGACGGGUACAUGCGCCUUCAGCUGGUGCGGUACGAAAGCGUGGAACUGACCGAACAGCUGCUGAAGGACCGGGAGAAGCAGGGAGAAUCUCUGGAUGACGCAGCCCAGUGCGUGGUGCUGGCCGGGUCCGAAGGCGGCUUACAGGGCAUCAUCCUGGACUCGCCAACAGAGGAGCCGGGGGAGGCAGACUUACCAGCUGCCCUGCCAACCGACGGCUCUGCUCCACCGUGUGCCGGCGAGUCUCCGGAUUGUGAUCCGAGCGCUCCUCCCAGCCCGAUCAUCCGGGUGGUCAACAGGACCAACGAGCACGGAGAGAACGAGACGGUUUACUACGUGAUGGCUAACGCCCCCUCCGAGAGCCGGGCAGUUGUGCCUAGCGGGCUUGUUCCAGAGCCAGAGGAGAACGUGAUGGACAGGCUGCAGAAGACCGCCGAGGAACUGGGCAUUCAGAUUCUCUGAGGCUGCUUCUCCUCCUCCUCUUCCUCCUGAGCAACACCCCGGGGUCUUUCCACACACACACACACACACACACUCACUCUGGUUGGACCUUCCGAAUUUGCCAGUGCAAAUUGGACUUCUUGCCAAAAUGGACUUUAUCCUGAAUGGAGGUGAGAGCAAGAGAUAAAUACCAGAGAUAAAUACACAAACACGCCAGAGAUGUGUAAAUACACAAAUACCAGAGAUAAAUACACAAACACACACACACACCCCUCAAAAGCCCUUCGUCGGCUCCCUUCAACCUGGGAUCUGCUUCCAGACCUCUCGGAAAGGGGUAAUCUGGUAAGGGAAGCCAGCUUUAGGGCAGCUCCUCGGGAAAGGGACCGAUUUGAGAUGGAGGUUGGGUCAGACCUAUUCUUCGGAGCCUCCUGACCACACGACAUCUACCUGGCCGUAUUUGAAGAGCUGGUCCUUCCAAGAAAGCUAACGUCCCACCUUGGAAGUCUCGUUCUUUUGAUCUCACUCCUGGUCAGCCCGACUUGGUGCUGUGCAAGACUCUUUAAAAUAUCAAUCUCCAUCUCUUCGGUUGGUUUGCCCGUCAACCUGUUCUUCGUAGAAAUCCUCAGUCAGGGGGUUCUACCCCAGAGCAUCCCCCCCAGGGUGACUCGGGGGCCCUUCUCCGUCACCGGCCCCUAUUUCCGGGGUGGGGGAGAGGGUGCCAAUGAGCCCAUUGUCCUCACUGUUGCUCCAUAAUCCACGGCUGCUUUGCCUUCUAGGCAAAAAAUCCUUUUGUUGUCUUCGGGGCAGGGAAGUCUCCUUCCCACAGUCGUCACAGAGAUUGUGUUGUAAUCCCUCCUGCGUCACAAAGGAAGGAAAGAACAAAAAAGGGAACUAAAUUCUCGCCAAGGGGCGUCUCCCAUAUUGGGGUUCCAGCUCCCGGCUCACAAAGUUUACAUUGUAUUGACAUUCAGAAAUAAAGCCACACCGACAAAACCCAA